This is a messenger RNA of Lathyrus oleraceus (garden pea), 596 nucleotides long. RefSeq lists its product as uncharacterized. Lineage: Eukaryota; Viridiplantae; Streptophyta; Magnoliopsida; Fabales; Fabaceae. The record is from RefSeq and is a predicted model, not a curated record. The transcript is spliced from 2 exons. Gene Ontology annotation, biological process: cell fate determination. The coding region runs from base 68 to 454 and encodes 128 amino acids.
GGUUUUUCAACUAUAAAUAAGACAUCAACAACCACAAGAGUUAACAUCAAAAACAAAAACAAAAACAAUGGAAAACACAUUCAAGUUCCUUAUUUCCAUAAUCUUCUUUACCCUUGUUAUCAAAGAAUCAUGUAGUUGUGCAUUGAACAGCCUUCAAAUUGUCCAAGUAAACACUGGUGCACUAGUACAAGGCAAACCUGUAUGGAAGGUCUCAGUUAUCAACAACUGUAAUUGUGGACAAAGCCAAAUAUUGUUGUCUUGUAGAGGCUUUCAAACUGUGUUAAGAAUUGAUCCAUUAGUUCUUAAAGUGGAAGGUGAUAACUGUCUCUUGUUUAAUGGUCAUCUCUUGAGUUAUAAAGAUAUCGAUGCGUUUGAGUACGCAUGGGAUACAUCAUUUGUUUUUGCUCCUGUCAGUGCUGUUACAAGUCCUCCACCAUGCUAUAGCUCAGAAUGAAAUAGAAGUAUAGUAAAAAAAAUAAUAUGGAUUUCAAAGGAUUUAGGUUAGGAGGCUUUGAAAAUUCAAUGUGAGAUUGUAAUUUUAUAUUUAUAUGGUUGAUGUUCUAAAGUAAUAAGAGCUUUAUAUUUAACUGUUUGAA